Messenger RNA from Xyrauchen texanus (razorback sucker), 2025 nucleotides. Its product is annotated as desmin-like. Gene Ontology annotation, biological process: skeletal muscle organ development. Gene Ontology annotation, cellular component: Z disc; sarcolemma; cell-cell junction. The transcript has 9 exons. Bases 80 to 1486 code for a protein of 468 amino acids. NCBI's taxonomy places the organism in Eukaryota, Metazoa, Chordata, Actinopteri, Cypriniformes, Catostomidae. The record is from RefSeq and is a predicted model, not a curated record.
AGCCACUUGACCCUCAUUCUACCACACAGCCCUCAGCGACCCAACAUUUGUGCACCAUCCAAACCUCAGAGGCCCAGUCAUGAGUAAGUCCUAUUCAGCUUCUGCCGAGACGGCUUCCUCCUACCGCCGUACCUUUGGCUCUGGUUUGGGCUCCUCCAUUUUCAAUGGCCGUGGUUCCGCUGGGUCCUCUCGUUUGUCAUCCAGAGUUUAUGAGGUGUCCAAGACCUCUUCGGCUCCCAUUUACUCCAGCCACCGCGCUUCCAGCUCCUCCUACGGUGGAGGCUCAAAGGUCCGUUCCUAUGCCGGCCUUGGUGAGAAGCUGGACUUCAAUCUGGCCGAUGCCAUGAACCAGGAUUUUCUCAAUACACGCACAAAUGAGAAGGUAGAGCUUCAACAUCUGAACGAUCGCUUUGCCAGCUACAUUGAGAAGGUGCGCUUCCUAGAGCAGCAGAACCAGGCAUUGAUGGUGGAGAUUGAACGUGUGAGGGGCCGAGAGCCUACACGUAUCGCAGAGAUUUAUGAGGAGGAGAUGAGAGAGCUACGCAGACAGGUGGAUGCACUGACCAAUCAGAGAUCUCAUGUUGAGAUAGAGAGGGACAACCUGGCCGAUGACCUCCAAAAACUAAAACUGAGACUUCAGGAGGAGAUCCACCAGAAAGAGACAGCUGAGAACAACCUCUCUGCUUUUAGAGCUGAUGUAGAUGCUGCCACUCUGUCCAGGCUGGACCUGGAAAGACGCAUUGAGAGCCUCCAGGAAGAGAUUGCAUUCCUCAAGAAGAUCCAUGAGGAGGAAAUCCAUGAGCUGCAAAACCAGAUGCAGGAGACUCAGGUGCAGGUCCAAAUGGACAUGUCCAAGCCAGACCUGACUGCUGCCCUGAGGGACAUCCGCAUGCAGUACGAGGCGAUUGCUGCCAAGAAUAUCCAAGAGGCGGAGGAAUGGUAUAAAUCCAAGGUGUCAGAUCUGAGCCAGGCAGUAAACAAGAAUAAUGAUGCUCUGAGACAGGCCAAGCAGGAUUCCAUGGAGUUCCGUCACCAGAUCCAGUCCUACACUUGCGAGAUCGACUCUCUCAAGGGCACCAAUGAGUCUCUGAUGAGGCAGAUGAGGGAGAUGGAAGAAAGGAUGGGUAACGAGGCUGGUGGUUUCCAGGACACCAUUGCCCGCCUGGAGGGUGAGAUCGCUAAAAUGAAGGAUGAGAUGGCUCGCCAUCUGCGUGAGUACCAGGACCUGCUGAAUGUAAAGAUGGCACUUGAUGUGGAGAUCGCCACCUACAGGAAGCUUCUGGAAGGAGAAGAGAGCAGGAUUUCUCUACCUGUGCCAUCAUUUUCAAGCAUUAGUUUCAGAGAGACCAACCCAGACAAGCAGCACUACCAGCCACAGCGCCCAUCUGAGGUCCACUCUAAGAAAACAGUUUUGAUCAAGACCAUUGAGACCCGUGAUGGCGAGGUCGUCAGUGAGUCCACACAGCACCAGCAGGACAUCAUGUAAACUCCUUGAAGCAUAUGGAAUUUCAUCAAAUCUCUAAACCUAGCUUACAUUUUUACUGAUGGCCUUAUAGGUUUUCUAUACACACUAAGAAUUGUCAUGACCCAUUACAACAGUAUUUGUGGAUGAACACAAUGACAAAAGGCAAGUGAGCAAAAGAACAAGAGCGAGAGAGAGAGAGAGAGAGAGAGAGGGUGGGGUGGUCAUACCUGUAACACACAUGCUGUGAGGAGUGUCCUGAAGAAAUCAGUUGAUCUCAAAGUUUCAGUUUGUAUACAUGUACGUGUGCACAUCUGGUUGGGUCUGAUUUGACAAAUUGUGUUCCACCACUACAAAAAAUUUAUUAAUAAAGAUUCACUGUUGUUUCCUCCUAAAAAUUGAAUUAAAGGUUUCUGUGCUUUAGGGUUCAGACUCAUCAUACAUUUGCCAACAAUAAUUAGAGAUAUAUUUUUUCAGAAGUCAGAAUGACUAAAUGUAAUGCCUUUGAAAAUAAAAGUCAAAAUGCAUAUACUGCACAUAUUAAUAAACACAUGUUGAGUGAA